This is a messenger RNA of Parasteatoda tepidariorum (common house spider), 1995 nucleotides long. It is a transcript of the gene Atg16, whose product is annotated as Autophagy-related 16. The record is from RefSeq and is a predicted model, not a curated record. Gene Ontology annotation, cellular component: phagophore assembly site membrane; Atg12-Atg5-Atg16 complex; autophagosome membrane. Gene Ontology annotation, biological process: autophagosome assembly. NCBI's taxonomy places the organism in Eukaryota, Metazoa, Arthropoda, Arachnida, Araneae, Theridiidae. Gene Ontology annotation, molecular function: protein binding; protein-membrane adaptor activity.
CAUUAUAGUAUUGUUAUCGACUCCAAUAUUUGUAAAUAAACCAUCAUGUGCUGCAAUGGGAAGUCAGGAAAAAUAUUCUGGAUAUAAAUUAGAAGUUUUAUCAAAACUCAGGCACAGGAAUGAAAACGAAAGAAAAAGAUAUGAAUCUAUCGUCAAUUUAACAAACAAUCUUUAUGAGUUAUUGGACUAUCACCUAAAAGAAAAUGUUCGAUUACGUGUUAGUAAAGCACAUCUUGAGCAAGAUGUAAUUGAUCUUCAAAGAAAUCCUGAUGCCAGUGUGCCAAGACCGGUUGAAAGGACCUAUUCUGGAAAAAACUUUCUCCUCUUACAAGAUGAGCUCACAGAACUACUCAAGCAAAAAGCAGAGUAUGCUCAGCAAGUCAUUGUUUUACGAAGUUCUAAUGAUGAGAAAGAGAAAGAAAUAGCUGCCAAAACCCUAGAAAUUCAAGAAUUGGAAACUCAAUUAAGAACAACGGAGCAGCUAUUGCAGCAAGUUCAGCAAAAGUUAAAGGAAACUGACCAUAAUUUACAAUUUGUGAAAGAUGAAUAUGAUGCUCUACUUAUAACAUACACAACUGUAGAAGAAAAAAAGACUAAGUUGGAGAAGGAAAAUCAGGAACUGAUUGCUCGCUUCAUUCAACUGAAGGCGUUAGAUGCUGACAAACUGAAUGCUGAGACAGAGUCUUUUCAAAGGAAAAAGCAAGCAAAAUUACAAAAGGAAUUAGAAGAAGCUGCAAAAGAGCCAGUUGUGAUUGAUUCCAAUAGGAGAAGUCAAAUUUGCUUAGAUGCAAUUGUGCCAAGAAAAGUUCAUAUAAAGUUUGAUGCUCAUGAUGGGGAAGUCAAUGCUGUAGCUUGGACUCAUACAGAUUUUAAAUUUGCUACUGCAGGUGGUGAUCAUAAAGUUAAAAUAUGGGAUAUUGUAACUGGAAAAGCAUGUGUGAAAGCAAUAGCUCAUGAUAGUACUUCGUCUAUAUAUUCUGUUGAUUUUGACCCAGAGGAAUCGUUGGUUCUUGCUGCCUCUUGCGAUUCUGCUAGUCGAAUAUGGAGUGUGCAUGACAUGAAGAUAAAGCACACACUUACUGGUCACACUAAUAAAGUUAUGUCAGCUAAAUUCUUAGGAGAUGCAACGAAAGUUGUUUCUGGAAGUCAUGAUAGAACUUUGAAAGUAUGGGACUUACGCAAAAGAGCUUGUAUUCGAACUAUUUUAGCAGCUUCAAGUGUAAAUGAUAUUGUUACAAGUGAAUCCAACAUUAUAAGUGGACACGUAGAUCGGAAAAUAAGAUUUUGGGAUACCAGAUCUGAAUCAAGCAGAAAUGAGAUUCUGAUGCCUGGAAGAAUAACGGGCCUCGAUUUAUCUGUUGAUGGAUAUUCUCUUCUUGCCUGUGUCAGAGAUGAUUCUCUCAAGCUUAUUGAUUUUAGAAUGAAUACUGUAACAAAUACAUUUAGUGCUGAUUCCUUUCUAAUUGGAUGUGAUUGGACAAGAGCAAAAUUUAGUCCAGAUGGUCAGUUCUGUAUAUGUGGCUCUCAAGAUGGGUGCAUUUAUAUAUGGAAAAUAUCAACUGGAACCAUAGAAAAAGUGCUAAGAGAACACACUUCUACUGUUAUUUCUUGUGCAUGGAGUUGGUGUGGAACUUACCUGCUAAGUUGUGAUAAAAAUAAGAAAGCUGUACUAUGGUCUGAAUUUUAGGAGGCAAAUUAGUCAUAAAAUCUCAUUUUUUUCAAAUUCUAUGUUUAAAAUAUCUGAACUUGCAUGUAAAUAAUGUCUUGUUGCCGAAAAUGUAAAAGUGCAUUGUUACAAAUCAUUUACUUUUUUAAUGUGAUGUUUUUCAUGAUUAUAUUGAUUAUCAUUCUACACAUUUUAAUCAUAUUGCUUUUAGAAUACAUAUUUUCUGUAAAUAGUCUACAAUGACUAAUCAUAGCUGGUGCAUUCAAUCAAUUUUUGAAGUAUAAAGCAUGUCAUAUAAUGUUUUAUUAAAAUUAUUAUAUUCAAAUAUU